AUGAGACGCUGCUCUCGUCGGAACCUGUGCCGCCUCACGGGUGGGAAGAGCGUACUACGACUUUCGGAGACACGACAGUGCGAAACGACAAAGCCUACACGACAGCAGCUGCUCGCAUGCCGCAUCGGUGUUGGUCUCCGUUUCGCGCUCCCGUUCUUCUUCCUGUCGUUUCGCUCUCUCCCUCCACCAUCUGCUCCAUACACACACACAAUGACGUUGCUGCAACUUGGCAUCUGCGCCAGCUCCAUCUACACCACCUUUUUGAUAUGGGGUUUGCUACAAGAACGACUCACAAAGACACCGUAUAUCGCACCGGCGACACUGCUGCAUCCUAAUUCUCAGCCAGAGUACUUUCGCUCGCCACUGUUUCUCAACACUGUUCAGGCGUUGUUCUCGUCGAUCGUCGCGUGCGUUUAUCUGCUGGCACGAAAUCGAGGAACCGACAAGCCCGUCAGUCAGAUCCUCGGCUUGCACACUUUAACUCCGAAUGGGAUCGCACCAUCGCAGCAGCAGCAAGAGAAUGGAUCUUCAACGGCAGCGGCAAAUGGAAAAGCUGCUCCUACAGCGCGUCGUCGAUGGAUCUCUCCGCUGCUCUCACGUUACAUCCUCAUCGCAGCCCUUCAAAGCACCGCCUCUCAACUAGGAUUUCUCAGCCUACGAUACAUCUCCUACCCGACGCUGACGCUAGCCAAGUCGUGCAAGCUCGUCCCGGUGCUAGUCAUGAACGUUGUGCUGUACAGGCGGAAAUUUGCAGGGUACAAGUAUGCGGUGGUGGGACUGGUGACGUUGGGGAUUUGGUUGUUCAUGGCAUUCGCACCUGCUAAACCGACCAAGAAGGGCGCGAGGGAGAGCAGCAGCGUUAUCGGUCUGCUUCUGUGUCUGCUCAACUUGGUGCUCGAUGGUGCGACGAACAGCACCCAGGAUCAGGUAUUCUCCAAGUUCGGCAGAAAGACCGUCUCAGCAGGUCAGAUGAUGCUCGUCAUGAACAGCAUUUCGUUCCUCCUGAUGUUCACCACCCUCUCCCUCCCGUUACCCUUCCUCUCGAACUCCGGACAACCAACCCAACUCUCAACAGCCCUAUCCUUCACGGCGAAACACCCGGAAGUGUGGCGCGAUAUCAUCGCCUAUGCACUCGCAGGCGCAGUAGGUCAGGUGUCGAUCUUCGAGACUCUCGAGAGGUUCGGCAGUCUGACCCUGGUGUCGAUCACGGUGACGAGGAAGCUCUUCACGAUGCUGCUGUCGGUGGUUGUGUACAAGCACGAGCUGAGUGGGGCGCAGUGGCUCGGGGUGGCGGUGGUGUUUGUGGGCAUCGGGAUCGAGGCGAGGGAGAAGAGGAGGGAGGGGUUGGCGAGGAAGGUCGUGCAGGGUGGGAAGAAGGCGCUGGCUAAGGAUGCGUAG
Molecule: messenger RNA, 1398 nt
Organism: Pseudozyma hubeiensis SY62
Lineage: Eukaryota; Fungi; Basidiomycota; Ustilaginomycetes; Ustilaginales; Ustilaginaceae
Product: UDP-galactose transporter
Exons: 3
Coding region: 1-1398 (465 amino acids)
Biological process (GO): UDP-galactose transmembrane transport
Cellular component (GO): endoplasmic reticulum membrane; Golgi membrane
Molecular function (GO): UDP-galactose transmembrane transporter activity; UDP-glucose transmembrane transporter activity
Source: RefSeq, a predicted model, not a curated record